AAGGUGGUGUGCAUACGGUCCCUUUGAGUCUGCCACAACUGAGUGUGGAGGAGCUCAAAACGACUGUAAUGCUGAGGCCCGAAGAGCGGAAAGCGUUACUUGCUGACCGUGAAGAGGAGGAGAUGAAGAGAAUUGCUUUUGCUGAGGCUGAAGGUGAUGGACAGGGCGUAAAGACGAUUGAUGCUGUAGAAGAAGAUCAGGCGAAGCUUGAUAGCGGUGAUGUGGGAUCAGACCAAAACAGAAUUGGAACUCCAAGAAUAGAAGAUGAUGGUGCAGCAACUUCGGUGGAACAGCUUGAUUCCAG
Amoebophrya sp. A25 is the source of this 304-nucleotide messenger RNA. NCBI's taxonomy places the organism in Eukaryota, Dinophyceae, Syndiniales, Amoebophryaceae. The record is from the annotation of a GenBank genome assembly.